Entelurus aequoreus (snake pipefish) is the source of this 2436-nucleotide messenger RNA. RefSeq names its product gastrula zinc finger protein XlCGF57.1-like. The transcript has 3 exons. Lineage: Eukaryota; Metazoa; Chordata; Actinopteri; Syngnathiformes; Syngnathidae. The coding region runs from base 162 to 1838 and encodes 558 amino acids. The record is from RefSeq and is a predicted model, not a curated record.
UUGUCCAAACACGUGUUUCACUGGGACAAUAGUGAGUGGUGCACACUUCCUUCGCCCAGCCACAGAACAAAAGAAGUCCCAUUUAAGAGUUGCUGGUGUAACAAUAGGAAGAAUAUAUUCCACUCCUCUCUUGUACAUGCGGCUUAUGAGACGUCCAACAGAUGAAUGCUCGUCAAGAAGAACAUGCCCUUCAGCAGCAGGGGGGCUCCUCCUUGAGGCAGGAGGAUCCACGACCCCCUUACAUUAAAGAGGAAGAGGAGGAUCUCUGGGUUACUCAGGAGGGAGAGUGUGUUGUAGGGCAGGAGGAGGAUGAUGUCAGCAAGUUUCCACUGACUGUUGUCUCUGUGAAGACUGAAGAGCAUGAAGACAAAGCACCUGAGUCCUCACAGCUUCAUCACAGUCCAAACGUCUGUGAAGAACAACUUCUGCCUGAAAAACAGGAGAGUAGCUUCAGGAUGUUGAAGGAGGAUCCACCAAAGAGGAAGACCAGACACCACGGACCCUCUGGCAUCUUCUUUUCCUCUUUGACACAGACCCUUCCCUGUAAAAAGGAAGACGAAGACUCACUGACCCCCCACAUUAAAGAGGAAGAGGAAGAACACAGCAUCAGUCAGGAGGGAGAUCAUAUUGAAGGACUGGUGGAGUUCCCAGUGACUGGUGUCCCUGUGAAGAGUGAAGAUGAUGAGGUCAAAGGUGAGAGUGAGGAUAAGAGAGAGGCGGAGCCUCCAAGCAGCAGCUCAACACAACACAUGACAACAGAAGGUGAUGGAGACCACUGUGGAGGAUCACAAGCAGACAAGAUCUUAGCUCCACUAUCAGAUAGUGAGGACACAACGUCACACUCUCCUGACACUGAUGAUGAACACUCUAAACAUGAUAAGACAUGUCACACUGACAACACUCACUUCACAUGUUCUCACUGUGACAAAACCUUUAAAAGCCAUUGGUAUCUGAAAAGACACAUGAGAACACACACUGGAGAAAAACCUUUUAUCUGUUCAAUCUGUGGUAAAGGUUUUUUAGAAAGUCACACAUUGAAAGUACACUUGAGAACACACACUGGUGAAAAACCUUUUUCCUGUGUAACCUGUGGUAAAGGUUUUACACAAAGUCACAAAUUGAAAGUACACAUGACAACACACACUGGUGAAACACCUUUUUCCUGUUUAACCUGUGGUAAAGGAUUUACACAAAGUCAAUGUUUGAAAGAACACAUGAGAACACACACUGGUGAAAAACCUUUUUCUUGUUCAAUCUGUGGCUUAUCUUUUUCAAGGAAGGAACAUUUGAAAGUACACAUGAGAGCACACACUGGUGAAACACCCUUUUCCUGUUUAACCUGUGGUAAAGGUUUUACACAAAGUCAAUAUUUGAAAGUACACAUGAGAAUACACACAGGUGAAAAACCUUUUUCCUGUUCAACCUGUGGUAAAGGUUUUACACAAAGUCAACAUUUGAAAGCACACAUGAGAACACACACUGGUGAAAAACCCUUUUCCUGUUCAAACUGUGGUAAAGGUUUUACACAAAGUAAAUUUUUGAAAGUACACAUGAGAACACACACUGGUGAAAAACCUUUUUCCUGUUCAACCUGUGGUAAAGGUUUUACAGACAGUCGAUAUUUGAAAGUACACAUGAGCAUACACACUGAAGAAAAGCCUUUUAUCUGUUCAUUCUGUGAUAAAGGUUUUGUACAAAGUAACAAUUUGAAAGUACACAUGAGAACACACACUGGUGAAAAACCUUUUUCCUGUUCAACCUGUGGUAAAGGUUUUACAGAAAGUCAGAAUUUGAAAAGACACACUAGAACACACACUGGAGAAAAAUCACUUUCCUAAUCAAUCUGCAACAGAAGCUUUUGUGAACGAUCAAAACUUGUAGCACACAUGAGAAGACACCCAGGAGAGAAAGUGUUGAGUUGCAGUGUGUGUGGUGAAAGAUUGUCUUCUAAGUAGCAGUGUAAGAAACACAAGUGUGCUGGUGAGAACAGCAGCAGCAAAUGAAGAUGCAGGAUUUGAAAUAAACUGUCAAGACUUUAAUGUUGACUUUCUAACAACAUCAGCACAUAUAACAUGUGCGACAUUGUUGUUUGUGUAACUAUCGUGUUAACAUGCUUCUAUAUUUAUAAAUUAGACAUUUUAUAUUAGUGCGUUUUUCAGUCAAGUACAUGCAUUAAAGGCCUACUGAAAUGAAAUUUCUUAUUUAAACCGGAAUAGCAGAUCCAUUCUGUGUGUCAUACUUGAUCAUUUUGCGAUAUUGCCAUAUUUUUGCUGAAAGGAUUUAGUAGAGAACAUUGACGAUAAAGUUCGCAACUUUUGGUCGCUGAUAAAAAAAAGCCUUGCCUGUACCGGAAGUAGCGUGACGUCGCAGGUUGAAGGGCUCCUCACAUUUCCCCAUUGUUUACACUAGCAGCGAGAGCGAUUCGGACCGAGAAAG